This is a messenger RNA of Gastrolobium bilobum, 2554 nucleotides long. RefSeq lists its product as uncharacterized. Lineage: Eukaryota; Viridiplantae; Streptophyta; Magnoliopsida; Fabales; Fabaceae. The coding region runs from base 1 to 2202 and encodes 733 amino acids. Gene Ontology annotation, biological process: RNA processing. The record is from RefSeq and is a predicted model, not a curated record. Gene Ontology annotation, molecular function: nucleotidyltransferase activity; RNA binding. The transcript is spliced from 14 exons.
AUGAACAACAACAAGCGCGGCGUGCUUGCUCGUUUGAAAACCCUGAUCAACUCACAGAGCUUCCACUCUAGUUUGCCCAAAGGAAGAGGACAAGAUAAAGUGUCUCCAGAAAUAGACCCCGAUUACUUGGCUUGCCGAGGCCGCAUUGACAUAACACAAUGGAAGACUUUGGACGCAAGGAAGCUUGGCAUAACUAGAUCUAUGAUUUCACAGCCCUCUUGGUUUGUCCUUAACCUGCUUCGGAGAAAAGGAUUUGAGUCCUACUUAGUAGGAGGGUGUGUGAGAGAUCUACUACUAAAUAGAACUCCAAAAGAUUUUGAUGUGAUCACCACAGCAAAGCUUAUGGAGGUGAGAAAGCAUUUUCGUCGUUCAGCUCGUGCUGAAGUUGUUGGACGGCGUUUUCCAGUAUGCCUGGUUCAUAUAAAAGGUUCUGUAGUAGAGGUAACCAGUUUUGAGACAGUGGCACAAACUUCCAAAGGGAAGGAGCGAUCUUUAUAUUUUCAGCUGCCCAAAUGCAGUAAUAGAGAAGACUUAAUUCGCUGUAAAAACUCCUUGCACAGGGACUUCACAAUUAAUAGUUUAUUUUAUGAUCCUUUUGACAAUAAAAUCUACGAUUAUGCCAAUGGAAUGGCCGAUUUGAGGUCCUUUAAGCUAGAAACUGUGAUCCCUGCUCAGCUGUCCUUUAAAGAGGAUCCUGGGAGAAUUUUGCGCGGCUUUAGAAUUGCAGCUCGUCUAGGUUUAUCAUUAUCAAAGGAGACUGAGGCUGCAAUCUGGACAUAUUCAUCACUAGUUAAAAGCUUGGACAAGAAUAAAAUAAUGAUUGAAUUGAACUAUAUGCUAUCUUAUGGAGCUGCUGAGCCAUCUCUGCGCUUGCUCUGGAAAUUCAACCUGCUUGAAUUUUUACUUCCUGUGCAUGCAGCAUAUCUUGACGAACAGACAAGUAAAGAAGAUGCUCAGGCUUCCAACAUGUUAAUGAAAUUAUUCUUCCAUCUGGAUAAUGUGGUUGCUUGUGAUCGACCUUCUGAUUGCACUCUCUGGAUUGGAUUGCUAGCCUUUCACCUGGCAUUAGUAAAUAACCCUCAAGAUGCUCUUGUGGUGUGGGCGCUUGCUUCUGUUCUCUAUCAUGGGGAGUGGGAAGAAGGUGUUAAAUUUGCUAAAGAACGUGAAAAAUUGUGUGUUAAUUUUGCACCUGAAAUAAGGAGGUCCAAUGUAUACAAAUCAGAUGAAGAAAUUGCAAAAGCAGUCGCUAAAUUGGCAUCUUUGGUGAUGGACUCCUUACGUGCUCUGGUUGAGAAUAAUAGUCUUCUUCAAUCCAUGUCUAGAUACCCUUCUUUUCCACGGUCUGGCAUGGUAUUUGUACCAAGGAAAACAGGGAAACUUGUUUCUGCAAUUUUUGAAGCGCUGGUCAAUGAUGUUGAGUUUUAUAGGAGUGAAAGAAAAAGUUCAGAAAUAAAUUAUGAGAUGCUUGGCAGGGGCCAUCUUUCAGAGACUGGAUUUGUUUUUGGCAAAAUUGUUCUUGAAACUAUGAGCAGUGGAAUUGUUGGGGACGGGGAGGAUUUUGAGGCUGAAAAACUUCAUCUUAAGACUGAGGGCACCAAGGAAAUUGGCCAAUUGCAACUUUCGAAUCGAGUAAAUUAUCAAUUGGUGGCAAGGAAAGAUAAAAGACAAGUUUUAUCAAAACCAAUUCCAGAACGUAUGCAAAGAAAAAUCAAGAAACAUAAAUUGGCUGAGAAUGGAUGCAUUGCUGAGCAGAAAAUGGGUUCGGCAAACCAUGUGGUGUUUGAGAAAUUUGAGAACAAGGAAACCAAUGAACAGAACCAGAAGCUAGUUAAGUUAUACCAGAAGGUUGAUCUAUCCAUGACGAGAGAGACUACGCCAAAAAAGGAAAGUAGUCACAAAAAACAGCUGAUAAAUGAUAGGAAGAAAAGUGCCAGUGCCAGCAAAAGUUCUUUAGACCAAACUAUGCACUUGAAGAUGGAUGAUCACAACACGUGUACAUUAUCACAAUCUGAAGUGUCUACGAAUCAUCAGGUGAUAGCCAACAACUGUAACAUAAACGUUGAUGCAGAAACAACAAAUGAGCCAGACUUAAAGAAGAAAAAAUUGCACUUAUCACUACAUGAAGUCUUCAACGAGAAAGAAAGACAGCAACCACAUAAAAGUAAGCAAAGUCUGCCUCCACUCUCCAGUCUCUUCAAGUAAUGAAUAACAAUUUUUGGUAGCAGAAGGUAUUUUAUUUCCUCCAGUAUAGUUUAGAGACAAAACUUAUCUAGUCUUCCUUCAUUGCAUAGGAAGCAGAUGAAACAGAAUUGAGCCUCUUACUCCCUUUUGUCCUUAAAAACUUUAGAUGGCUUAAAACUAGGCAUUCAGCUCCUCUAGAUUGUUCUUAUGCUUAUAUUUCAUAAGGCUCUCCUGGGUGUGUAUCUUGCUGCCAUUAGGAGAUACCCCUUCCCUUCACCUUUUAUUGUAACGAAGAACAAGGGAAGAGUGUUGUUUUAGGUUCUCUGUAAACUGCAACUUAAUACAGUGUAGUUGGACAAAGAAACGAUAUUAU